This is a messenger RNA of Tripterygium wilfordii, 1166 nucleotides long. Its product is annotated as probable complex I intermediate-associated protein 30. The coding region runs from base 125 to 802 and encodes 225 amino acids. The record is from RefSeq and is a predicted model, not a curated record. Lineage: Eukaryota; Viridiplantae; Streptophyta; Magnoliopsida; Celastrales; Celastraceae. The transcript has 8 exons. Gene Ontology annotation, biological process: mitochondrial electron transport, NADH to ubiquinone; mitochondrial respiratory chain complex I assembly. Gene Ontology annotation, cellular component: mitochondrion.
CCGAAACAUUUCCUUCAUUUCAUUGAUUUCACACAGGCUAGUCGCUGUGGCGGUGAACGGCGGCCGACGCAUUACUGAGAGUGCCGUAUCUGCGUACGAACUGGAACUUCGUGUUUAGGAUUUGAUGUCGAGGUUCCGAUCACUCUGGCAAGCUUCUCUGAAUGUAACAAAGAAAGCUCUUACAUGGAAUGUUGAAGACUGGGUACCUCCGGCUGAGAGGUAUAUUUUCAGUUUCAAUUCAAAGGAAGAGCUAAAAAAGUGGCAUCUAUAUUCUGAUUCUGAAUAUGGAGGCUUAUCCUCAGCUUCUUUGGAGAUAACAGAUCCCAGCGAUGGACGAAAAGGUGUUUUCUCUGGGAAUCUGUCAUUAGAUGUAUCUGAGGACUCAAAAUGGAAGAUAACUCGGGGUGGCUUCUGUGGAAUGCGGUCCAAGAAGGUUGAUGGCUUCAUUGAUCUAGAGGCAUACGACACAAUAGCCAUGAAGAUCAAAGGUGACGGAAGAUGCUACAUAUCCACUAUUUAUACUGAGAAUUGGGUUAACUCACCUGGGCAACAGGAAGAUAAUUCAUGGCAGUCUUUUGUUUUUGCACCUAAAGAUGACUGGUGUAUUGCAAAGAUUCCUCUUGCUCGAUAUUUACCAACAUGGAGAGGGAAUGUCAUAGAUGCAAACCUGGAAAUGAAUCCAUCUCGUAUUCUUGGUAUGUCUCUUUCUGUCAAUGCGGGAGGUGGCUUCUCUGGUGCUAGAUCUGGACCAGGUGAAUUCAGAGUAGAGAUUGAAUGGAUCAAAGCCUUGAGAACUCACUAACUUAGUAAAUCAUUGUAGAAAAUUUUCAUGCCUGUUGAUUCAGCCCUUCAAGGUAUUGCUUUCUUAUUUUGUAAUAAUCAAGUUGUGUUACAAAAGAAAAAAAAAUUGCUUCUGGCAUUUGGUUAGCACGACCAUAAAACUUUUACUGAUUUUGCUCUCACGAUAAGUUAUUAUCUUGCACUCAGUCUGUUGAUGCAUGCCUGGGUUUUUAACAGGAUAAUAAUUUAUUUUGCUCUACAGACCGAGAACAAACCCAUGCUAUAGAAGCAAUUUCUGUAAUCUUCUUCUAUUAUCAAAUGGAUUAUUCUACAGGGGAAAAUAUUAUGCCAAUAAUGUGUAAUGCAGUCUAAACUUGUUUGUUAUA